This is a messenger RNA of Rhea pennata, 3628 nucleotides long. RefSeq names its product leiomodin 1 (gene LMOD1). The transcript is spliced from 3 exons. Bases 146 to 1978 code for a protein of 610 amino acids. Gene Ontology annotation, biological process: muscle contraction; pointed-end actin filament capping; actin filament organization. Gene Ontology annotation, cellular component: cytoskeleton; myofibril; striated muscle thin filament. Lineage: Eukaryota; Metazoa; Chordata; Aves; Rheiformes; Rheidae. Gene Ontology annotation, molecular function: tropomyosin binding; actin binding. The record is from RefSeq and is a predicted model, not a curated record.
GGCUGUAGCGAUUGAGAGCUGCUGAGAUUUAACACUGCAGCACCUGCUGCCACUGGGGGAAGCCGUGUCAAGGCUUCAAUUUUUUUUCUCCUCAUCCUUGGUACCACAUAUCACCGCAACCGUGUCUCGCCAGCGAGCCACCAGGAUGUCCAAGGUAGCCAAAUACCGGCGACAAGUUAGUGAAGAUCCAGAUAUUGAUAGUUUGUUAUCCACUCUGUCUCCAGAGGAGAUGGAAGAGCUGGAGAAGGAGCUGGAUGUGGUGGAUCCAGAUGGAAGCCUCCCUCUGGAGCUCAAGCAGAACAGUCAAACAGAAAAGCACCCACCUGGCCCGCACAACUGCGAUGCAAAGCUCAAUCACUGCGAAAAGGAGACCAAGAAAAUUAUUCAGAGGGAACACUCGAUAGACGAAAGCAGAUCAACAGAGAAGAAUAAGGAAGCCAAGACUGGAGAAGAAAAGGGAAAGGGAGCUCCUUCCAAAGACCUGAAACAAAAUACAGAAGCAGGGAAAGACUCGAAAAAGGAAGAAGGUGUUAAGAAGACAGACCCAAAAGUUAAAGCUGAGCCUGAGAGAAAACCCAAAGAGGAGAAAGCCAUCAAUGACAAAGUCAAGGCCAUGGAGAAAAAACUGAUGGGGAAGGACAAAAAGGAGGAAGAGAAGGGUUCAGCAUUAAAGAAGGAUGCAGGGAAGGAUAAAAAGGAGGAAGAGAAGGGUUCAGCAUUAAAGAAGGGGGCAGGGAAGGACAAAAAAGAAGAAGAAAAGGGCUCAGCAUUGAAGAAGGACACAUGGAAGGACAAAAAGGAAGAGGAGAAGGGUUCAGCAUUAAAAAAGGAUGGAGGGAAGGAUAAAAAGGAAGAAGAGAAGAGUUUGGGAUCAAAGAAAGAGGCAGGAAAAGAUACAAAAGGAGAAGAUAAGAAAGAAAAGGAUAGAAAAGAGGAAGAAAAGAAUUUGGCUUUGAAGAAAUCAAAGGCUGGUGAAAAGGAUAAAUCCCAGCCAGGGCCGGAAAAGGCAGCAGAGAAGAAGGCUGCUCCAGAGCCGGAAGCUGAGACAACCGCAGUGACUGAGAACAGCACCUCCAAGCCCACCGUCAGCCCCCCAGAACAGGCCAAGGACGAUGAGGCCUCCAGCAUUUUUGACGAGCUCAUCGAGAAAGUGAAGAACAACGAUGCUGAGGUCACAGAAGUGAAUGUGAACAACUCAGACUGCAUCAACAACGAGACCCUGGUGCGCUUCACCGAGGCCCUGGAGUUCAAUACCGUGGUGAAAGUGUUCGCGCUGGCCAACACCCGUGCUGAUGACCACGUGGCCUUUGCCAUCGCCAUCAUGCUGAAGGCCAACAAGGUGCUGACGAGCAUCAACCUAGACUCGAACCACAUCACCGGCAAGGGCAUCCUGGCCAUUUUCCGAGCACUGCUGCAGAACAACACGCUGACGGAGCUGCGCUUCCACAACCAGCGGCACAUCUGCGGGGGGAAGACGGAGAUGGAGAUUGCCAAGCUGCUGAAGGAAAACACUACCCUCCUGAAGUUGGGCUACCAUUUUGAGCUGGCUGGGCCUCGCAUGACAGUCACCAACCUGCUAAGCCGAAAUAUGGACAAACAGAGGCAGAAACGCCUCCAGGAACAGAAACUAGCACAGGAACGUGCAGAGAAGAAAGACCUCCUGCAGGUGCCCAAACCUGGAGCCCUGCCAAAGGGAUCCCCCAAGCCUUCCCCGCAGCCAUCCCCCAAGUCUUCCCCCAAAAGCUCUCCAAAGAAAGGGGGAGCACCUGCUGCACCACCCCCACCUCCUCCUCCACUCGCCCCACCACUGAUCAAUGAGAACCUGAGGAACUCACUAUCGCCGGCCACACAGAGGAAGCUGGCAGAUCGGGCGCUGCCAGCCCAGGAGAAGAACUCACGGGACCAGCUUCUGGCGGCCAUCCGCUCCAGCAACCUCAAACAGCUCAAGAAGGUGGAGGUACCAAAGCUGCUGCAGUAGGGAGCGGGAUGGCUCUCCCACACGCAGCCUGCUGUGGCAGACCCUAGGACACAUGCCUUUCUCGUGACUGUUUCCAUGACAAGCCCUUUGGGAGCCUGCAGUGACUGAUGCCGAGGAGCAGUGAUCUCUCUGGGAGUGACAGAGGAGGGACCAGACCUGAGGAGGGCCAGCACGGUCAUUUGAUGCAGUGUGUGAGGAAGAUGUUGUAUUUAUUGUUUUUAAGUUUGUGAAGCCCUAAAGCUCUUUCUUUCGCCAGCACUGUGCCCACCUCCAUCUGGCAACCUGGAGAUGCUGAGAAUAGAGGAUAGGCUGCAAAAUCCAGGGGAUGGUGGGCCGUUCCUGCUUCCACCCAGAGUUGUUGGACAUCCCAGAAGACACCAGCUGAGCUUUGCUAAUGGCACCCUGUCACAUCCGUGUUCACAUACGGGUCUCUGCCCCGUGUGGCUCUACGUGUGCACAGCAGCACGUGCAUGGGGGAAGCUCUGCCAAGAGGGAGCGAGCAGGGGACUGGGCUGAGCCCCCGCCUGCAGCUCUGCAGCAGUGGGACAGGGGAUGAGGUAGCCCAGGAGGAUGGCACGUAGGCAGCUCCCUUCACCUCUGAGCAUCAGCGUCCCCAGCCUCCUGGCGAGGGGAGAGGAAGCAUGUGGCGGAAGGGAGCUAAUGCUGGAGGCCAACGAGAUCCAACGUGAUGCCAAUAGCAGCGCAAUGAUGCAGAGAGGGUUGCAGAGCUUCGUAGGAAGCUCCCUCAGAGCAUGCCAAAGGGGAUGUGACAACUCGCAGCCCAGCUCGCCAGCAGGACUCCACUCGCACCAUGAGCCGCAGCGGUCCACGCUGGGAAGAGUAGACAUAUCUUCCCAGCUAGCUGCCAGCCUUGUUCUUCAAAGGGGCUGGAGACGGCUAGACCAUCAUCACCGCAGGCUGCCCACCCCGGCUUCCCCGGGGGUCUCCGAGCGGCCAGGAGAGUCACGGGGCUCGAGCAGAGGCCUUGAGGUUGCCAGGUCCCAGAGGUUAGGCUUGACGGCAGGAGGCGUCCGUUGCGUGCAGGGGGCUAAGAGGAGGAACAGCCAGGAAGAGAGCGAAGACAGAGGUGACGGAGCAGGAGACGGGAGCCGAGCCGUGACACACCCGCAGCUCCGGCCAUGGCGACCGCGGGCGCCGCAGCCGCGCGGGGCCGCCGGCCGCCUCCUCGCUUCCUCUCACCGCUCGCAGCACCUUUGGGACGCUGUUAGGAAGGUCGGAGCGUGGGGACCCGUCUCCUCCGUGCCCAGGGCCGUCCUUACGCCCCGGCAGGGGAGCGGCAGGGCGUGCUGCCGGGUCGUGUACCGCCGGCGAGCUGCCUCACCGCUGCCACCUCGCUUCGGGUCUGCCGCGGGGCGCGGGCGCGGGCUCUCGCUGUGGGUCCCUUCCGCCCCACGCCACCACCGCACCGAGCUGGGCUGCCGAGCGGGGCCGCGGCGGCCGGGCAGCUGGCGGGACGGCGCCGCACCGGCGCGGUCGCGGAGCCACGGCGCGGGUUUGGCGGGCGGCUCGGGCGGGCGCCGGCGGGUCGCGGCGCGUGGGGCGAGCGAGGCCGAGCGCCCCGCGUCGCGCCCGGCGUGAAACCGGUUUGCGGCUUGUACGGCCACCGCAUCAGCAAUAAAGUUCACCAAA